Penicillium paradoxum is the source of this 1185-nucleotide messenger RNA. RefSeq names its product gelsolin family protein. The coding region runs from base 1 to 1185 and encodes 394 amino acids. Lineage: Eukaryota; Fungi; Ascomycota; Eurotiomycetes; Eurotiales; Aspergillaceae. The transcript has a single exon. Gene Ontology annotation, molecular function: actin filament binding. The record is from RefSeq and is a predicted model, not a curated record.
AUGGCUCCCCACGAAGGACUAGUACACCCAAAGGAGUACGACAUCAAAGAUAGCAACGUGGAACUGAUCGGCACCGAUAUCGACCACCGCGUCAAGUACAACUCCGCCGCCGCAGAACCAGCCUGGAACAACGGCAAGAUCGGCCAAGAACCCGGCCUAUUCAUCUGGCGCAUCGAGAAUUUCCAAGUCAUCCCCUGGCCGAAGGAAAAGACCGGCCAGUUCUACGACGGCGAUAGCUUCAUCGUCCUGCACACGUACAAAGUCGGCGAUGAUAAGCUCGGCCAUGAUAUCUUCUUCUGGCUAGGCAGCAAGACCACGCAGGAUGAAGCCGGAACCGCCGCAUAUAAAACCGUCGAGUUAGAUGAGUUUCUGCACGGUGCGGCGACUCAACAUCGAGAGGUCCAGGACCAUCCUUCGGAUGAGUUCCUCGCCCUGUUCCGCCACUACGCUGUCCGGUCUGGAGGUGUGCGGUCUGGGUUUACACAUGUGGAGCCUGAGGCGCGUGAGGAGGUGCUCACUUUACUGCGUGUUUUCAAGCAUCCCGGUAUUGCUCGUCUUGAUUCGCUCAUCGUGCAUGAGGUCGAGCCUACGUGGGAGAGCCUUGAUGAGAAUGAUGUCUUUGUUUUGGAUAAGGGCAACAAGAUCUGGGUCUGGCAGGGUAAGAAGUGCAGCCCGAUGGAGAAGGCCAAGGCGGCACAGGUGGUUAAUGAUAUGACGCUGGCCAAGCAUGUUGAUGUCGAGGUUCUCUCUCAACUUGAGGCUAGAUCUAAGAUAUUUGUCGAUUUGUUGGGCGGGAAAGAUGUCGCUCGGCCUACGUUGGAGGCGCCCAGGCCUGGACGAUUUGCCAAGAGAGGUGUUGAUGAGAGUGGUCGCUCACGCAAGCUCUUCAGACUCAGCGAUGCUUCAGGAAACUUGUCCUUUGAUCUUAUGAAGGAUGGGCAGCCUGUCAAUCGAUCUGAUUUCGAUGGCAAUGAUGUCUUCCUUUACGAUGCCGGCACCAUGCUGUGGGUCUGGCAGGGUUCUGGAGCUAGUGCGAGCGAGAAAGCGAUGUGGCUCAAGGUUGCCCAAUUCUACAUUCGCAAGCUCCAGGAAAGUCAGGAGUCUUCCGAGGCGUAUCUUAUGCCGAUCUCAAAGGUUGCGCAAGGUUAUGAGAGCCCGGCAUUUUUGAAAGCACUUGAAGUCUAA